AUGUCGAUGUCGAUGUCGGCCGGGCAGCCUAAGCCAAAGGUUGCACUGAACAACAUAUGUUCUGUCAUAUAUAAUAACACUUUGUAUACUUACUCAGCAGAUGCCUUCCAAUCCUUAAGCCUCGAGCAAGGCUCGGAGUGGAAGACGUUGAAACAAGGGGAGGAGGUAUCGGGAGCUGCCUGUGUCGGUUCGAGCUCAGCAUUUUACGUCGUUGGCGGGACUGGAGGCUCGAGCGACUAUCAAGGCCUACAGAGGUACACGUAUUCGACCGGCACCUGGGAAUCGAUCGAUCCCGUCGUUCCCGUUACUCAGAAUAGGACCGACCACGGCGCCGUUUAUUUGGAAGGCUCCGAUUCUAUCGUUGUCUACGCUGGCAGCCAGGCCGGCGACCCCAACCUCUCGACGCAGACAUUCAGCAUCAGCGCCACCGCGCCUUACUCUGUGCUCGCCUACCAAAACGAGGGUGCACCUCCGACGUCUAAGCCUAUCUUGCUUAGAUGGUCAGACCAACAAGCUGCCAUGGUCGGUGGCAGCGCCACAAAUACUCAGGUCAUGCUGUUCACAGUCGGUUCUGGGUGGUCCAACUCUGGAGCCACACUGGCAUCUCCGCUGAAAACAGGAUCUGACCAGUGGCAAGCUGUCCUGAUUACGGGAGACGACGGAUCCAAAAACCUUUAUACUUUCGACAUGUCGGUCUCGCCCAACGUCGCCAAUCGCACCGUUUUAAUUGAUGAACAUGGGGCGCCGGUUACCAAGGCAGCGGCUAUCACGAAGCGAUCAGAUGUUUACAAACGGACAGGGAAGGAUGAGGUCGAACGCCGGGCAAACACCUUGACGCAAGAGACUUGGCCAACGUACAACAGCACAUAUGCGUCUACAGCUGUCCGCAGCAACUACGCUGCCGCAGACUCGGAUGACGGACAGGUGGUGCUUUCGGGCGGCAACGAAGAAGAUGUCUUGUGUAUUUUCAACGCAAAAGCCAACAGCUGGGUGAAUGCGACGGAACUCUUAGCCUCCGACCAGAAAGUUCUCUCCGCAUCUACGUCCUCGUCCUCCUCCUCGGCCACUGCUACUUCCACGACAGCUAGUGGCACCCUAUUUGCCACGCUGAAUCCUACAACUACUCCGGAGACCACCGCCGCAGCUGGAUCGACUACCACAUCUUCGACCCAUUCGUCUUCAACAACCUCCUCUUCGUCCGGUCUGGGCACCAAUGGUAUCCUGGGUGUUGUUCUUGGCUCAAUUGGCGGUGCUCUGGUCCUCCUGAUUUUGCUCUAUUGCCAGAUUCGAAAGCGCAAGAGAACGCAAGAUUUUAUUCAAGCCGGCCAUGCCAGACGAGCCAGCGGAGCUUCGGAGAGACCGGAGAAGGAAGGGAUGGCUAUUGUGACGGAGAGCUACCCGCGCUCACCCACAAAUCCCACGUUCAUGCGCGGGCACCAACCGAAGGCGUCGACAGGAUCAUUUUCAUCAAUGGCGAUCUUGAUGGGCAAGGGACCCAAGAGCUCAAUGGAAGGCGGCCCGAGACCUGGUUCCAGCAAGCAGAUGAAGAAUGUGCCUACCGCGGGUCAAAUGGGACCUAUGCGUCCUGUUCCGGCCCUUGCACCAGAACUCAGGGAGGAGAAGGGUGUGUCUUUCGCCGCCGAUACAGCUGAACCCCGACCAGGUUUGCGGGUACCAGCCGAUCAGCAGGAUGGGAUGCGACGCAGCUCCGGCUGGAAUCGUUACUGGUCAGGCGACAGUGCUGCCCUCAACAUCUUGGGCUAUGGAAACGGCGGGCAACAAACGAAUCGAAACACUGUCGCUUCAGAAGGCUCACACUACUCCAACAACGGGCCUGGUGUCGAUCCGCGCUACCGCAUGACCAAAGACAGUGCAACGGUCCCACCACUCAAUGUUGACGAUGGACGGCCUCGAUUCAAUCGUGUCAAUUCCGGAUCCCCGACCGUCAGCAAUUACCCAGCUGCUGUCAAGCAGCAUAUGAGUGCUGAAUAUAGCGACCGAAAUAGCCGUGACUCGGAUUUCUCUGGCUAUUCCAGUGGCAUUCCUGCGAGCGUGCAUGACACUUGGGAUCCAACCGCAGCCUCGGGAAAGCCUUGGACGGGCGGCGGUCGUGCGACGAGCAGCAUGUACAGCAAUGCGUUCCCUAUGCCUCCUACUCCGAGCGAACAAAGACCGCCAAUGCCACGCAAUAUUCCCAGUGGCGUAAGCCAGCAACCGCAGCUGGACAAAGCGCACACUUCAGACAUGAGCUGGCUGAACAUUGGCGAGCAGCAACAUCAACAAAAUCGCUACUAA
Molecule: messenger RNA, 2295 nt
Organism: Diaporthe amygdali
Lineage: Eukaryota; Fungi; Ascomycota; Sordariomycetes; Diaporthales; Diaporthaceae
Product: pre-mRNA splicing factor CLF1
Exons: 1
Coding region: 1-2295 (764 amino acids)
Molecular function (GO): protein binding
Source: RefSeq, a predicted model, not a curated record